Messenger RNA from Chinchilla lanigera (long-tailed chinchilla), 925 nucleotides. Its product is annotated as membrane-spanning 4-domains subfamily A member 4A-like. The coding region runs from base 51 to 791 and encodes 246 amino acids. The record is from RefSeq and is a predicted model, not a curated record. Gene Ontology annotation, cellular component: membrane; Golgi apparatus. The transcript has 7 exons. NCBI's taxonomy places the organism in Eukaryota, Metazoa, Chordata, Mammalia, Rodentia, Chinchillidae.
UGUGCAGUGCGGGAGGUCACUAUACCUGCACAGAGCCUGAGCCUGCCUUCAUGGACGGAGAACACACCCUGCAGGUUGGAGGAAGCCCUGCUCGUGCUACCUUGGAGCCCCAGCAAGAUGUGCAGCCAAUCACACAGGAGGCUGAGCCAGUUCUGCGGUGGCCGGGGAAGGCUGCAGCUGCCUCCUGUCUGUGGGAAGAGAUGAGGAAGAAGUUCUUGAGGGGGAAACCGAAAGUCCUUGGGAGUGUGCAGAUUGUGAUCGCCCUGAUGAACUUCAGCUUCGGAAUGAUAAUGAGCGCGUUGGUGCCAUCUUUCUCUCCGCACCCCAUUGUAUUUAACAUGGUCUACUCGCUCUGGGGGCCCAUGGCGUUUAUUAUCUCAGGAUCCAUGUCAAUAGCAGCAGGAACUAGAACUGCAAGAGGUCUGGUCAACAGCAGCCUAGGAUUGAACAUCACCAGCUCUGUGCUGGCUGCUGCGGGGAUCGUAAUCAGUGCCGUCAGCAUCACUUUUCUGUCAUUUGAAUAUCGCCUGUGCAACCGCGACCAGACUGAAGAUAACUGUUCCCUAGUCAUGCCCAUUUUACUAGGUCUGGAAAGUGUGGUGCUCAUUUUAAGUGUGCUGGAAUUCUCAAUUGCAAUGUCUCUCUCUGUCUUUGGAUGCAAACUAACCUGUUGUAACCCCGAUAGGGCUGUGUUAAUUCUGCAAUCAAACAUUCCCAUGGAGGAAAUUGCCUGUCCCGCACCACCUGAAGGACAUUUUCAGUCACCACCAUAUGAAGAGCUAGUGUUCUAGAUCUAUACUGACUUUAUGCAGGAACUCCAGAUUUGUGUGUUCCUGUGUGAGUUUAAAAGUGCAACACCAUGUUCCAUUUUCUGCAGAAACUCACCAACCCAUUCUACUAGGUCUUUAUCAAUAUAUUAAAUUUG